AGAAAUGAUAUACACCAGACUGCCAAAAUUGAUGAUGGCUUCCUCUUUUCAUAAAGGUUUUACAAGAGCACCAGCUGUUAUCUGUGUUAUGCUGUAUGUCUUGGCCAGUAUAACUGUCACGCAAGAGACAGCCACAGCUGCAGCCAAUGUUUCUGAGCCCUGCUACAACUACACUGUACUGGACGAACCAUGGAGAGCCAUCAAUAAUACAUAUGCAUCAGUCAGAAUUUGUGACCAGUCUUUCACCUGGAGCGGCUGGUAUCGUCUCUUCAUUAACAACAUAAGUGCUCAGAUCCCAGACACGUGUGUUGUGAAGUAUAGCUGUGGGACCAGUUUGCCACUGCGAAUUCAUGGUGGACACCCAACAGUACAGGAUGGAGUCGUCACUCGAGAUGUCUGCGCUCACUGGGACAAUUACUGCUGCUAUAUCGGGUCUUACCCCAUUAAAGUCAAAGCCUGUCCAGGCAAUUAUUAUGUCUAUGAGCUGGUUAGUCCAACUUUCUGCGAUUAUGCAUACUGUGCAGAUGUUAGCAACAUUAACACCAGCUCUACAGCUGUCACACCAGCGACCACCUCAACUGUUUAUCCCUCUGUUGACCCCUGCUACAACUACACUGUGCUGGAUGAACCAUGGAGAGCAAACAGCAGUCAAUCAUCAAGCUUCCUACAAGAGUGACAGAGAUCUGACCUGGAGCGGCUGGUAUCGUCUCUUCAUUAACGGUCUGAGCGCUCAGAUCCCAGACACGUGUGUUGAAAUCUAUAGCUGUGGCACUAAUGUCCCACUGUGGAUUCGUGGUGGACACCCAAAAGUUGAGGAUGGAGUCGUCACUCGAGAUGUCUGCGGUCACUGGGACAAUUACUGCUGCUUUUAUGGGUCAUACCCCAUUAAAGUCAAAGCCUGUCCAGGCAAUUAUUAUGUUUAUGAACUGGUUAGUCCAACUCGCCUGUAUUCAGCAUACUGUGCAGAUAUACAUAUAACGCUGCAGGAAGGAUGCACC
Messenger RNA from Labeo rohita (rohu), 998 nucleotides. RefSeq names its product pancreatic secretory granule membrane major glycoprotein GP2-like. The transcript is spliced from 7 exons. The record is from RefSeq and is a predicted model, not a curated record. Bases 5 to 676 code for a protein of 223 amino acids. Lineage: Eukaryota; Metazoa; Chordata; Actinopteri; Cypriniformes; Cyprinidae.